This is a messenger RNA of Penaeus indicus, 1105 nucleotides long. RefSeq lists its product as uncharacterized. The transcript is spliced from 2 exons. NCBI's taxonomy places the organism in Eukaryota, Metazoa, Arthropoda, Malacostraca, Decapoda, Penaeidae. The coding region runs from base 9 to 869 and encodes 286 amino acids. The record is from RefSeq and is a predicted model, not a curated record.
UAGACAGGAUGAGGCGUGUUCCGGUCUGCUCCCUCCUGGCGCUGGCACUCCUCGCCGGCUGCUCGUCCGCCACCUACGGGAGCGGCGGGGCCGGCGGCGGAGGCGGAGGCAUCGGAGGCGGAGGAUGCUCCGGCGGCGACUGCGGAGGCUCAGGAGGCUAUGACGGAGGAUCGGCCGGAGGAGGUGGAUGCGGCGGAGGGGGGUGUGGAGGAUCGUCUGGUGGAUACUCUGGUGGAGCAACAGGAGGCAUAGGUGGUGGAUUCGGAGGCGGCGGAUCUUCUGGUGGAAUUGGAGGUGGAUUCGGUGGAGGAGGAUCCUCGGGUGGAUAUUCCGGUGGAUCAUCUGGUGGAAUUGGAGGUGGAUUUGGAGGCGGCGGUUCUUCCGGUGGAAUUGGGGGUGGAUUCGGUGGAGGAGGAUCCUCGGGUGGAUAUUCCGGUGGAUCAUCUGGUGGAAUUGGAGGUGGAUUUGGAGGCGGCGGUUCUUCCGGUGGAAUUGGGGGUGGAUUCGGUGGAGGAGGAUCCUCGGGUGGAUAUUCCGGUGGAUCAUCUGGUGGAGUUGGAGGUGGAUUUGGAGGCGGCGGUUCUUCCGGUGGAAUUGGAGGUGGAUUCGGUGGAGGAGGAUCCUCGGGUGGAUAUUCCGGUGGAUCAUCUGGUGGAAUUGGAGGUGGAUUUGGAGGCGGCGGUUCUUCCGGUGGAAUUGGGGGUGGAUUCGGUGGAGGAGGAUCCUCGGGUGGAUAUUCCGGUGGAUCAUCUGGUGGAAUUGGAGGUGGAUUCGGAGGAGGUGGAGGCUCCUCCGGUGGAAUCGGCGGUGGACUUGGGGGAGGGGCUGGUGGUUCCCUUGGUGGCUACCUUCCACCUUCAAGGAGGUAAUCCUCGUGGAAGCCUUUUCUUCCACCUGAAGAGAAGUGCUGGUCACGUGGUAAAGUCGCUGACUGCCGUAAAUUUGUUCGAAAUAUGUUUUGUGUCAUUUAUCAGAGAGUGCAAUGCUCUAACAUUGGUUUCCUAAAGUAAGUACGAUUUGUUCAAAAUGUACUGGAUAAAAUAAAUCCGCUGUGUAUGCCCUGAUAUAGUAAAAACAAAUAAAUAUAUUAUAUAAUAUCGAUAAA